GCAAGUUUGGGGCUGAAAAGGGGCCGGAGGAGGAGGAGGCGGUCCCAGUGAGCGGCGCGACCGGGCGCAGGAUGCGGCGGCGUUCUAAGCUGCCGCCGCUGCCUUCUCUAGGCCAGUGUCUGCGGCUCUUCUGGCUUCAGCCGCUACCCUUCCUCCUCGUGGGCCUGGCGCAAGGGGAGGAGGUGGCGGCAUUGUCAGCACCAUGUAGAAUUCUGAAAGAAAUAGAUAUGAUAAAGAGUUUAGAAUCAGUCUGUUACUGCUACAACCAACUUGCCCAAAUGGAGUGGAAAUACAUUUGGUCAACCAUUCAGGUGAAAAUUACCAGCUCAGACAUGCUCAGCAUUGUCUUUUUCAUGGAAGAAUAUGAUUGUCAGUAUCCAGAAACUCUCCUGGCUUUUAUCAAGUGUACGAUUCAUGCCUUUUGGAAACCAAAGGAGUCUAAUGAUAUAACCUUUAAUAUUAAUCCAUAUCAGAAGUCUUGGUGUUUCUAUGUGAAGCCUGCCAAAAACAUAUUUCCGUAUACAUUGAGAGUGAAUCGAAAUAUUGUGGAUACAAAACUAUUUCUUCUGUUUGUGACAGGGAUAUUCCUUUUCUUUAAAGCAAAGACCUUGAGUAGGAGCACUGUUUUCUAUUAUUCUGCUGGAACCAUAAUGGGCAUUCUUAUGACCUUAGUCUUUUUCCUGCUGCUCAUGAGAAGAUAUAUUCCCAAGUUUAGCACCUUUGGGGCCCUCAUGAUUGGUUGUUGGUUCGCUUCAUUUUACCUCGUAUGCCAGUUAAUGGAAGAACUAAAAUGGCUCUGGUAUGAAAACAAAACAUAUAUAUUAGGCUACAUUCUGACCAUUGGUUCCAUCAGCUUUGCUGCCUGUUACAGACAUGGACCACUCGUCAAAGAAAGGAGUAUAAAUCUCUUGACACGGAUGUUACAGCUUUUAUCCUUGGUCAUAAUUUACUUUGGUGUCACUACAGCCCAGGUUGCUUAUGCAGUGAUAGUUCUCCUGAUUUCUUCUCAGGGUCUGCAUUAUCCAGUCACAGCGUUCUGCUGUGUGGGCAGAAAAGUCAAGGAAUAUUAUCAGUCAAAAACACUGGUAAUUAGGCAUCUUACUGAAGAAGAAUAUCGGGAGCAAACUGAAAUUGAAACAGCCAAAGCAUUGCAGAAGUUGCGAGAGUUUUGCCGUAGCACAGACUUCCCAUCAUGGUUAACCAUAUCCAGACUCCAGUCUCCAAAAAAAUUUGCAACAUUUGUUUUGGGAGGAAAUCACCUGUCACCUGAAGAAAUUAGAGCCCAUGAAGAGCAGUAUGGUAUUGGAGGCUGGUUCUUGGAAGAGCAGCUCUUUAGCCCUGGAGGUUCCCAAGAAUCCAAUCAACAAGAUAAUUACUCUCAGGAAGAUGAAGUAGUUGAAAUUCAGGGGGGAUCUCAAAGGGAGGAGGAAUUAGUAGAGGGAAACUGAGGCUACAACAUUUUCCCUGGAACACAGAUGGGUCCCAAAGGAAAGGGAAAUUAAACAUUAUAAAUAUCUUUUGUGCCUGGCAAGUUCUGCUGUGCUGUAGGUGGCAAUCAAGAUUCUUUGAAAGAUUCCUUCUGAGUUUCCUAGAAUGGAAACUCCCUGGGAACAAUGGGAGACUUUCUUUCUGUUCCUCAGGAGCUUAGCCAGCAUGAAGAGGUGCCUUGUCAAUGUUGCAUUAAGUCUUCUUAAUCCUCACAGUGAAAGAGACUGUCUUCUUCCAGCAAAUCUCAGUUCUCAAGUAGAGGAAGAGACCUUUGAUAAUGUGACAAAUAAGUUUUGUACUCCAUUUUUUAUUUGAUUUUUUUGAUUUGUUUUAGGUGUUUUGGAUAAAGGUUGAUAACUCUGAAAAAGGAAAACCCAUUUUCCUAAUUUUUUUAGGUUUAUUAUAAUAUUUUCAUGGAAUAUAAUUUUAUGAUAUCAGAAUUACUUUUCAUAUUUUACUUACUGGUAAAGUUCAAGUAAUGUUUGAGCAUGUUUACAAACUUUUAAUAUUUGUACCAUUUUUUUGUUGUUUUUUGAGAAAGUUUGACAGAGUGGGUAGAGAACUUUCAAACCAAGAUCCAGGGUCAAGUCCCACCUUUUGCACAUGCUGGCUAUGUGAUCCUUGACUAGUGCAACAACUUCUCAGAGCCUUAGAAAAGUCACAAAGACUAAAGAAGUCAAUCUACCUUGAUAGAGGAAGCUUCCUCACAUGGAAAUUCCUUAUAUCAAUUACCUCAUCCUAUUUUUGUAGCAGCAUCCCAUGGAUCCAUGGGGAAAGACCUUUGUUUAUGAUUUUAUGACAUUAAAUCAGAGAGGAAGGAAAAUAAAUGAUAAUAUUUUUAUAGUGAAGAGUUAGAAGUCUGGAACUGAAAAAAUUGUACACAGGCUAAUGGUCCAAUAGCACUUAUAUAUCGUAGUAUUAAUUCCCUUUUAUUUUUUGUCCUAGACUUUUUUUCCUCUUCUAAAAUUCACAAACAUUUUGUUAUGCUUUCUUAAAGAAUCAUUUCCUCUGGAAAGAAGGACAAAAGGCAGGAGUACAGUGGGGAAAAUUAAAGCUGUGUUGCAUCACUCAGCCAAGGCAGAGUAUAAUUUUACUCUCAGUGGGUAAUGCCCAGAACUAGGGACUAAUGCAGAAAUGAAUUUUUAAAUGGUAUUUCCUCAGCAAAAUUGAAUGUUUCUUUUUAUAAAACCUUUGGGG
Sarcophilus harrisii (Tasmanian devil) is the source of this 2685-nucleotide messenger RNA. It is a transcript of the gene NEMP2, whose product is annotated as nuclear envelope integral membrane protein 2. The record is from RefSeq and is a predicted model, not a curated record. Bases 72 to 1448 code for a protein of 458 amino acids. Lineage: Eukaryota; Metazoa; Chordata; Mammalia; Dasyuromorphia; Dasyuridae. Gene Ontology annotation, cellular component: nuclear envelope. The transcript is spliced from 9 exons.